Molecule: messenger RNA, 2221 nt
Organism: Papilio polytes (common Mormon)
Lineage: Eukaryota; Metazoa; Arthropoda; Insecta; Lepidoptera; Papilionidae
Gene: Alg9
Product: alpha-1,2-mannosyltransferase ALG9
Exons: 10
Coding region: 88-1872 (594 amino acids)
Biological process (GO): protein N-linked glycosylation
Cellular component (GO): endoplasmic reticulum membrane
Molecular function (GO): alpha-1,2-mannosyltransferase activity
Source: RefSeq, a predicted model, not a curated record
CAAUUAUUUAUAUUUUAUGGGCAAUUUUUUUAAAAAAAUACUUUAAUUAUUGCAUUAUAUUAUUUAUUAAACAACCAUAUCACCUAAAUGCCUUUAACAGCUAGACAAAGAAGUAUUCAUAAUAAAAAUGGGACUAAGAGAUCAGCUAGUUUCAGUAAAGGAAAGAAAACACGUAAAUCUAGCGAAAGUGAAUUUCUUAUGACGAAUGCUCCAUCAGAUUUACGUAGCAUCGCAUACCCUGGAGGUGCGGUAGCAUUGGUGCUAUUGUUGAUAUCUCGACUUUUAGCCGCAUAUUGGAACCACAUAUCAGAUUGCGAUGAGACUUACAAUUAUUGGGAGCCAUUACAUUACCUUGUGUAUGGUACUGGCUUACAAACAUGGGAGUACAGUCCUGUGUAUGCAAUACGGUCAUACAUGCCAUUAUGGCUGUUUGCGAUACCUGCAAAAAUGUUAUCUUACAUAAUGACACCUGUAACUGUGUUCUAUACUAUUAGAGGAAUGCUAGCUACAUUAUCUGCAUGUGUUGAUCUCAUGUUUUACAAAGCUAUAUGUCAUGAGUUUGGUAUACACGUUGGUCGUGUAUGGCUGUGCCUUACACUGCCUGCAGCGGGCAUGUUCGCAAGCUCAGCCGCGAUGUUACCAUCCGCGUGGAGUUCAGCGCUAGUGGCUGCAGCACUGGCUUGCUGGUGGCGGAAACGUUAUCCUUAUGCUGUAAUGCUCACUGCUACCACUACAUUACUUAGUUGGCCAUUCACCGCAAUCCUUGGUUUACCAAUAGCAAUAGAUAUGUUGGUACUUAAAAGGCAGUUUACGGAGUUCAUCAAAUGGUCAUUAAUAUCUCUGUUAGUGAUACUGCUGCCCACUGUAUUAGUGGAUUCCUGGCAUUAUGGACGUCUGGUAAUCGCUCCUUGGAAUAUUGUAGCGUAUAACAUCUUCACUGAACAUGGACCUGAUUUGUACGGAGUGGAACCUUGGACUUAUUAUUUUGUUAAUGGCUUCUUGAAUUUUAAUAUUGUUUGGGUGCUCUCGCUGUCGUGCCCGCUACUGCUGCUGGCUUGCCGGCUCGUGGCGCCGCGCUCCACCGCGCGCGCCGCAUUCUGCGCGCCGUACUGGCUGGCGCUGCUGCCGCUGCCGCUGUGGCUGGCGGUGUUCAUGCUGCAGCCGCACAAGGAGGAACGGUUUUUAUACCCAGUGUACAGUAUGGUAGUGUUGACUGGCGCGAUAUCACUGGACUGUAUUCAGAAAUUGACUUUCGCUGUCGGCACUGAACUGUUUAGUUGGCGUAAGGAUAGAGAGAAAAGGCAUUAUUUAGCGUACACGGGACCUCUUAUGGUGAUGUGUGUUAUUUUAGCUGGGAUAGGAGGUAUAUCACGUAUAACCGCGUUAUACCACAACUACCACGGUCCGAUGACACUCCUACGUCACAUGCCAGUGUCGAGCCAGUCCCGCGUGCUCUGCUACGGCAAGGAGUGGUACCGCUCGCCGUCCAGCUGGCAUCUGCCACCGGCGCAUACUGCCAGGUUCAUCACCACGCACUUUGCUGGUCAACUGCCAGCGCCGUACCACGAAACUGCACAUGGUACUCGUAUUAUCCAUCCUUAUUUUAACGAUCAAAAUAAAGGCGAUAAUCGAACCUACGUCGAUGUGUUGGAGUGUCACUAUCUCGUGGACUCCGACAUCGGCGCGCCUUCGAGGCUCGAACCCGCGUACCACAAACACACCAACAAAUGGGAGAUUAUCGCCGCCGUGCCUUUACUAGACGCUGGCAAAUCACAUCCAUUAUUCAGAUCGUUUUAUAUCCCCGGAAUAUCAUAUAAAAAUGUCGUUUACGCAAAUUUAUAUCUUUUAAAGAAUAAAUUGUUAACCAAUUAAGGUCAUUUUCCCUUCACUAUUGAUAUCACUUUUGUAUGAGGUCUAUUACGAAUAUUUGUUUGACAGUUGCUGGACUGUAUUCGUUACGUAAUCGAGAAAUUUUGUAUGAUUUUUUUUAAGCGCUCUACAAUGUAUUACGAAAUUUUAUCGAUUACGUAACCAAAAUGUUCUCACGGAUAUUUAUGAUAAGCCCUUCAGUCUACGGUUUCAUACUUUUCAGAGUGAAUGUAUGAGAAAAUGUUGGUUUAUUGUUUGCUGUAAAAGUGGAGGAAAACGAAGUAAACGUAAAAUAUUUGCAUUUGACUUUAAGCACAUUUUUAUAUAUAUAAUUUGUUUCAUGUUAUAUUUU